Oreochromis niloticus (Nile tilapia) is the source of this 7879-nucleotide messenger RNA. It is a transcript of the gene fgd1, whose product is annotated as FYVE, RhoGEF and PH domain containing 1. Gene Ontology annotation, cellular component: cytoplasm. The transcript is spliced from 15 exons. The record is from RefSeq and is a predicted model, not a curated record. NCBI's taxonomy places the organism in Eukaryota, Metazoa, Chordata, Actinopteri, Cichliformes, Cichlidae. Gene Ontology annotation, biological process: cytoskeleton organization; filopodium assembly. The coding region runs from base 1 to 2220 and encodes 739 amino acids. Gene Ontology annotation, molecular function: guanyl-nucleotide exchange factor activity; metal ion binding.
AUGGAGUCGGGUUACAGCCCCUCAGAGAAACAUGUAGAGGAUGAUGUUGUUGCCGUGGAAAUGAGGGAGCAGCAGCUGCAGCCGGCACUGCUCGACCAAUCAGAGUUGCCCUCCGAGCGUCUGUCCCUCCCCUCCUCGCAGACGGACGGCAAGCUGGCCAAUCGAGACAGCGGCAUCGACAGCAUCAGCUCUCCAUCGCACAGCGAGGAGCUCUGCUUCGCGGGUGUGGAUGAUGGGGGUGUGGCCUAUCAGUGCAGCCCCGCCCUUUUGCCCAGACUCUCCAGCUCAUCCUCGUAUGCUGGGGAGGGAGGUGAGGGGGAGGGCGAAGAGGGGGAGUCGAGGGCAGGUGCGAGGCGGAGGAGGGAGUUUUCAGAGGAGGGAGACAGCGACCUGGAGGAGGAGGAGGCGGAGCUAACUCUGGUGCUGGCCCCUCCCAAGACAGACCGACAGGACUCUGCUGAGUUGUCUGUCCAGCAGAGGGUCUUCAAUAUCGCCAAUGAGCUGCUGCACACAGAGAUUGCCUACGUCUCAAAGCUCCACCUGCUGGACCAGGUUUUCUGUGCCAGACUCCUGGAGGAGGCUCGGUCUCGCUCCUCCUUCCCCUGUGAUGUCGUUCUGGGGAUCUUCUCCAACAUCUGCUCCAUCUACUGUUUCCACCAGCAGUUCCUGCUGCCGGCGCUGCAGAAACGCAUGGAGGAGUGGGACUUAAACCCGCGGAUCGGUGACAUCUUACAGAAGCUGGCCCCCUUCCUGAAGAUGUACGGCGAGUAUGUGAAGAACUUUGACCGAGCCAUGGAGCUGGUGAACAUCUGGAUGGAGAGAUCGACUCAGUUCAAGACCAUCGUCCAGGAGAUACAGAGGGAGGAGCGCUGUGGGAACCUGACUCUGCAGCACCACAUGUUGGAGCCGGUUCAGAGGAUUCCUCGCUAUGAGCUGCUGCUCAAAGAUUACCUCCACAGGCUGCCAGAGGACGCCCCGGACUACAGGGACGCCCAGAAGUCUCUGGAGCUGAUCGCCACAGCAGCCGAACACUCCAACGCUGCCAUCAGGAAGAUGGAGCGAAUGAGGAAGCUGUUGAAGGUGUACGAGUUGUUGGGAGGAGAAGAAGACAUUGUUAACCCAACUAACGAGCUCAUUAAAGAGGGACACAUCCUUAAGCUGUCCAAUAAGAACGGGACCACGCAGGACAGAUACCUCAUACUGUUCAAUGACAGGUUACUGUAUUGCGUCCCGAAGCUGCGUCUGAUUGGUCAGAAGUACAGCGUCCGGGCCCGAAUCGAUGUGGACGGCAUGGAGCUGAAGGAGACGAGCAGCGUCGCUGUGGCCAGGACGUUCCUGGUGUCGGGAAAACAGAGAUCCCUGGAGCUGCAGGCCAGGACGGAGGAGGAGAAGAAAGACUGGAUCCAGGCCAUCCAGGCAACCAUCCAGAGGCACGAGCAGACCAUGGAGAGUUUCCGACACUUGAACUGUUCACUCCGAGAUGAUGACUCCACGCCGCCUCACUCUCCGAGCUGUGCUGAGCUGGGGAAACGAGCUCCGACUCCCAUCAGAGAGAAGGAAGUGACUCUGUGCAUGAAGUGUCAGGAGCCAUUCAACUCCAUUACCAAGAGGCGCCACCACUGCAAAGCCUGUGGACACGUGGUUUGUGGGAAAUGCUCGGAGUUUCGCGCUCGCCUGUCUUACGACAACAACCGAACCAACCGUGUUUGCAUCGACUGCUACGCCACGCUUGUGGGCGUGUCGCCGUCUCCCGUUGGGCUGACCAGCAGCAGUCACAGAAGACGCUCCAUCCUGGAGAAACAGGCCUCGUUGGCAGCAGAGAACAGUGUGAUUUGUAGUUUUCUGCAUCACAUGGAGAAAGGAGGAGGGCGGGGCUGGCAGAAAGCCUGGUUUGUCAUCCCCGAGAACGAGCCGCUGGUGCUCUACAUCUACGGAGCUCCACAGGAUGUGAAGGCGCAGCGCAGCGUGCCUCUGAUUGGCUUUGAGGUCUCUCUGCCCGAGUCAUGUGACCGCCUGGAGCGACGCCACGCCUUCAAGAUCUCCCAGAGCCACCUGACCCUCUACUUCAGCGCCGACGGGGAAGAGCUGCAGCGGCGAUGGAUGGACAUCCUGUCCAGGGCUGGGAGGGGGGAGGAGCUUCAAUUCCACCGACCAAUCGUGGAGAGUCUUGAAGAGGAGGGGGAGGAGUUUGCAGCUGUGGCAGAGGAAGAGAACACGUGAUUCUGUUGGACAAGGAAUGAUGGUGAUGAUGAAGAUGGGGGCCUUUAAAUGAGGAUCAGUUGGAAACCAGAAAACAAAACAAACUGUUGUAGCUAAAAUAUCUGACACACACACACACACACACACACACACACACACACACACACACUCUGCUCUUUCUGUGUAUUUAAAGUUGCGUGGUUCGUCUGCAUGAUUCCUCCCGGCUGUCCACACGAGUUGGCGUCUCUCUCUCUCUCUCUCUCACUCUUUCUCUCUGUCUCACUUCACCUUUUUCUAACCAGUGUUGAAGCGGUGUAGUGGGUGGAGCCUCUUCUGACAGUUGUCUCUCCUUUGAACAACAACAUCACACUCAUUCUAGCGUCCUGCGUCACCAUGUUCUUGAUUUCAGCACUCCCACGAGCCUCAGCUUCAUCUGGAGUUAUGACAUCACCGUCACGUCCUGUUUGAAAUAUUUCGUCCACAAAGACCCGAAAGUGAAACGAUGAGAGCUGUAAGGAGCACGUGCGCCACUCAUUCGCUGGUUUUUAAGUCAUUAUAGUAACAAUUCAACAUGUUUCUUCCUGCUGUCGGGCAGAUAAACCAGAAGACGCCACAUCUUGUUUGUGGCCACUUUUUGAUACUUCACAGAAUAAAUAAAUAUUCAGUAUAAAAACGAUCCGCACAUGAAUUGAUAAGGACAAGAGUUACUACUUGCAGCUGCUGCAAACCCCGAAGCUCUCUGAUUGGACGUUUCCUGGACUCGAUCAACAAUAAAGCACAUCGAACCGACCCCACUGCAAGUCCUCUGCCGCCCACUCUUUAAGUUCAUGUAACCGGAUGUCUGGUGAGAGUCUCUCGUUGGUCUGCAACAGGUUUGGAGCAAAAAAAGUCACAUUUCCUCUACAAGUAAUCAGAGGUGUUACUUCCAGGGACUCAUGUUGAGAAAGUUCACUCUGCGUGGGAUAAAAUCCUCGUUUAGAUUUGAUUCCUCUGGUGGAAAAGCAGGUAGAAGAACUGAGCUCCUCAGCAGGCGUCACAGGAAACGUUCCUGCAAUUGAAACGACUUUUAAAUAAUAAGUGUGAUGUGUCUGAGUCAAACAGCAAAAACAACGUUUCAGAACCACUUUAGUCUUCUCCUGAUUUCAUCUCCCGGCUGGAUUAAUCCUCUAUGAGCUCCUGAGCAUCCACAGAACAUGCAGAAUGUGCUCCUGCAUAAAGCAGAGGAAGAACCCACAAACUGCAAGUAAAAAAAAUCCAUAUGAAGAUUCAAAACACAGUUAUUAUCUUGUAUAAACACAAAUAUCUGACAAAACAGAGAAAAUGUGAGGAGCGAGUAAUCCGAGCAUCCUUAAACCCCCAGUUAUAGUCAGAUGAAAGGUGAUUGGUUGUGGAAGUGUGAUUCAGGUCCUGAUUGAGAACAACAGGCUCCAAAAUUCAGACGUCUGAAUCCCAAAUGUAAGGUGAGGAGUCAACACGGAUGUGAAUAAGCAGCAGGUUUCCUCACUGCGUUAAAAAAAGAAGCUGAGCGGUGCUAAAAAAGGUCGAUGGUGGGAACAGCAGAUUUUAAAAACACAAAGGAAGAAGUGGACCGAUGUUUCCUUCAUCAAUGCACUUAAAAGACUUUUGGAUUUUUACCGCCAAUUUACCCCAGUGAAGAAAUUCUGGCUUUUCAACCAAUUGGAGGAAAGCAGCAUUUCCUCAGCAGCAGCCUCUGCUGUUGAGGUUUUUGCUGAAGCUCCUCUGCCCUCUGCUGGUAAAGUCAGGAACUGCAGUUUAAAAAAAUAAAUCACUGAUCCUGUUCCUCACAGACCUGCAGAAAGUAUGCUCAGCAUUUGAAGGUUUUAUUUUAACUUCUCAGUCUGAGAUAUUUUUUCAUGUAUUUAUUUCCUGCAGAGAUCGAUGUUUGUUUCUCAGAGUUCAAACAGUUUCUUCAGUCCGACUAAAAAAAAAAAAAAAAAUCAGACAAACUGGAAGUUUCUUUUAAUGUAUUUAUUUAUGCUUAACAACUGAGAUGUGUUAUUAACUGGUCAGAGUCUUCUGCACGAUAAUAAUAUUAUUAUUAAUAAUGAGUUAAAUGUUGAUGAUUGAUUUUCAGAUUUUUCUUUGAAAUCAGGAUUUUCUGCUCUUGAUUUUCAAAGGUUGGUAUGAAACGACUUUGUAGCCCGUGAUUUUGACCAAAAAACUCUCUGAUGCAGAGAGUUUCAGAUACAGUCUCAGUUAAAAUGACUAAAAAUACACAUUUGACUUCAUAUGUUCUGAUUUUGACAUAAUGUCUUAAAUUUAAUAGACAGUUCUGUUAAUGUUUCAUUAUUUAAUCUGAUUGAGGUACAAAUGUCAACAUUUUAAUGUAACGCUUUGCAUUCAGGAAAAAAAAGCCUUUCAAGGAGAUUUUUGUGUAAAUAUGAUUCAGAUUUUGUAAUUAUUAGGUAUGUAAGUCAUGUGGUCCUGUUAAACUACAACCUCCAAAAUACUUUUCUUUUGUGAAUGCAAAAUGUCAAACAUAUAAUUUGGAAGAAGAAAAUGUUUAUGCAGAGCUGAAAGGAUUUAUUUUGAAUAUCUAGCUGCUCCCAGUGUCUGAUUUUUGUGUUUUUUUUUAACGGCAGUAAAAUGAAUAUUUUGGAGUUUUAGAUUGUUGAUUCAGACAUUUGAAGACUUGGACUCUGAGAAACUUACAUUUUUUGACUUUUAUUGACCAGAAGAUUUAUACGAUAUAAAAAGUAUUAAUGGAAAUAAUCGUCCAAUAAAAGGACUCUUACGAUGAUGUUUUUUGGAUGUAUAAAGUUUGGAUGUUUUUAAGGACAGAGUCUCUAACAGGAACUGGACCGGACUGCGGACCUUCACGUCUCUCUGGGUCUGACCCACUCGGUCUUUCGUUUCCUGAAAUGAAUCCAGCGAUUAGAUGGAGCCGAUCUGAACAGAAAUCAAAAGAAAAACUAAAGACUUUUGUUGUUUUUCUUUUUUUGACUUGCAGUGGUUCAGUAUUUCUCUCUCUGUCUCUAUAAACACAUUUUGGACAAAGUGUUUUGAUAGUGGAAAAAAAAAAGCAGAUAUUAUGAAUAUUAUUAUUGUUACACUAUGAUGAACUGAAAAGACUUGUUGUUGGAUAUUUCUGUGUUUAUGAGUCUGGAUUGUGUUGAUGUUUGCUUGAUGCAAGUUGAUGCAAGAAGAAAACAAAGCAAAGAUUUUGUAAAUAUAUAAUUUAUUCUCCCGUGACCCUGUCAGGUCAUGUGACUGUGUAAAGGUUAAAAGGUUAACGCUUGCUGUUCCUCUGCACAGCCAGAGCCACGCAGACAGUUCGAGGACUGACGGGGUGAAGGUUAAAGGAACAACCUGACGUUUCAGUGACGUCUGUAGCUGUGAGAUCGAACACUGGAAGCAGGGGGAACCUGUUAGCAUAGAAAGGAAAAGAAAAUACUGCCCGGCCAAAAAGAAACGUCACACACUUUUAUGGUUUUUUGGACCGCCUUUUUGCAUUGGCACAACAAAUUUAUUUCCAUCCAGAGUUGUAGUCAUUUAUUGACACCAAGGUCUUUGAUGAUUGAAGAUUUGAAUCCCUGUCUUAAAGAGUCUCAGAGGGGUUAUGGUCUGGACUCUGUGGUGGCCAAUCUGAUUUGAACCUGAUGCAUCCUGGCAAAUCCAAUCAUUCACGUGGUCAGCUGACCCGUUCUAGGUCACGUAACAUUGCUGAACCAUGACCUGACCAUCUGAAGAAACCCCAGAUCAUAGUCGUCAUAACCUUUGUCCAGUGGUCCAGAGUCUGAUCUUUAUACUCCCUAACAAAUCAAAGCCCUUCUUUUCAAUUAGCUUCACCAAUAAUUGCUUUUCUUAAGGAGACACAGAUGUUUUGUCCCAAUCCCUGCGUGAGGAAAUUGAUUUUUUUACAAGUUCACCAAACGUUGAAAUGACAGCCGAUCACACUCAUUCAAGACGUUUAUCAGACCACAUAUCUUCUUUGAAGAUGAUGGUUCAACACUUUCUGGAUAAUUCUUAAACCAGUUCUAUGAUUUUCAGUAAUCUCUUUUGCUUGAAGCGAUAAUUUGACCUUCUAGUAAGAAAGCAACAUGUUUUCCAUGACCCAGGAUACGUCUUCUGACAGUUUUUAAAAAAUAAGAAGCUACUCAUAUUAAUCACUGCACUAAUUAUCCAGUGGAUGGCUCUUGCCUAUUUGCUUAUUGAACUCUAGGUAGUGACUUUUUUUUGGUUUGGCAGUGGAUAAACUGUUAUAAAAUAGCUGGUAGAGAGGAGUGUAAUAUGUCGAUGUGGUGGUUAUCUUUGAACGGAGUUUAAAAGGCGGCGCUUUUCCAGGACAGCUUUCUAAAGUUUUCUGUCAGAGUUGAUCAAAAUUCUGCUCAAGAUGGUGGAAGUUGUAAAAUUAGACAGGAAGAAAUACAAGUGAAGAAAGUUAAAAGAAGUUGAAGAGUAAUUGCAACAGGCUGCAUGCUACUGCUUUGCCUCGUUAACAGACUGUUAAUCAGUUAUUGGUGGUCGCUGAUAAAGCUAAAAUACCAAAGAUGUGCUUGUUCCUGCUCCUUUCUUUCCUUUUCUGCUGGACCGUCACAGUUUAAAGGCCAAGCUACUCAUCAAAACUCAGUCAAAAUCAUGAAACUUGUGUUAGUUAUCAAGGUGACACGCAGCUGCUUUCUCUUAAUGUAAAAUGCUAAUGAAUAGGUUGGAAAAGCUAAGCUAACAGUUCCCCUUUGCUUCCACAGUUUGUGCUAAGCUACAUGCUAACCAGAGUGGAAUCUUUGGGAAGCGUUUCGUGAUUCUGCAUUACACAAACAUUCCUCUCAGAAUGUGGAAGUCUUCUUUAGCUUCUACCUCACCGCCUCGCUAUCUGGUGCUCAGUCUGCACGUGGCUCUGGUUGCUACAGUGUGUUUUUUAGCGUGUUUUUGGCAUGUAAAGCAGUGAUAAUGGAAGGAAAUGGCCAGUAACUCAGCCUUAUAUAGCUCCCAUCGUCAUCAACUGUUUUGAUGUGGUGAAAAACGUGUGGUCAAUGCUUAAGUUGCUUCUUUUUGUUUGAGUUUUAUUGAAUCUUUUCUGUUGCCAGAGAUCAUUGCAGACUGGAUUAAACUGUUCCUGACUGGUUCUGACGACAGUAUAUAAAGAUGGACGUAGCCACCAUGAAGUUAGCCAUUGGUUUGUGUGGAAUAGAUACUGGAUAAUUAAUGCUGAAUAGCAAAUUAAAAUACUACAAUUUCACUUAAAAAACAAGUGAUAAUACGUAUCAGAUAAUUUUAUUAUAUGAAAAUUGUCAAUUUGGUUCACGCAUUGGACUUGAAUUUGUUGGCUGUAACAUCUCUGUAGAGAUUCUUCUGCCAAUCAAAGUAGGGACGCCUCUAAUACUGACAACUUAAGUAUAACUAAGUAAGUUCACCCCACUACAGUUUUUAAGGUUUAAAUUAGCCACAGAGACCAAACCCAUGUUGUGGACCAGGGUGUAAACAUGUUUGUUUCUGCUGUACAGUCAGACAUUUUAACACGGGAGUCUAUGGAGACUCACUGUUGUAGGCUGCCUCAAGUGGCCAGUUGAGGAACUGCAGUUUAAAAACAAUUCUGCCUGGGUGCUUGCUGCUUAGUUUUAACUAUUUAAAUAAAGUUUUUAAAGCAGUUUAAAGAAAUAUUUGCAUCCAGUUUUGACAGAUUAGAGCCAAAAACUUGUGAACAAUAAAAAAAAAAAAA